Uranotaenia lowii is the source of this 1294-nucleotide messenger RNA. RefSeq names its product eukaryotic translation initiation factor 3 subunit H (gene eIF3h). Gene Ontology annotation, cellular component: eukaryotic translation initiation factor 3 complex; cytosol; eukaryotic 43S preinitiation complex. Lineage: Eukaryota; Metazoa; Arthropoda; Insecta; Diptera; Culicidae. The transcript is spliced from 3 exons. Gene Ontology annotation, molecular function: translation initiation factor activity; metallopeptidase activity; protein binding. The record is from RefSeq and is a predicted model, not a curated record. Bases 36 to 1046 code for a protein of 336 amino acids.
CUUUUUCGCUUCAAUCUUUCGGUAGUGCUCAAAAAAUGGCGAGUCGUGGUCAAAAUCGUCGUGCGACACAAGAAGUCGAUAAUACCAUUUCGUACGUCCAGUGCGAUGGCCUGGCUGCGAUGAAAAUGGUGAAACAUUGCCACGAAGAAUCGUUGAGCAACAUGGAGGUGGCCCAGGGUGCCCUGCUCGGUCUGGUCGUGGACGAUCGUUUGGAAAUCACCAACUGUUUUCCGUUUCCGAAGUCGUCUGACGAAACCAUCGACGAGGAAGAGUAUCAGCUGAACAUGAUGCGUCGUCUUCGGUUGGUCAACGUAGAUCACUUCCACGUGGGAUGGUACCAAAGUGCCGAUGUGGGCAACUUUUUGUCUUUGCCGCUGCUGGAAUCGCAGUAUCACUACCAGACCAGUAUCGAGGAAUCGGUGGUGGUUAUCUACGAUACGCAAAAAUCGAAGCGAGGUUUCCUGACGCUGAAGGCCUAUCGGUUGACCCCGCAGGCCAUCGCCAUGUACAAGGAAGGUGAAUUUACACCUGAAGCCCUUCGCAAUCUGAAGGUGGGCUACGAGAACCUGUUCAUCGAGGUUCCGAUUGUGCUGAAGAACUCGGCUCUUUGCAACAUCAUGAUGUCGGAGUUGGUCGAAAUGGUUCCGGAAGAGGAGGGAACUCAUUUCCUGGAUCUGGGCACGGCCGGAGUACUCGAGAACCACUUGCGCUGUUUGAUGGAUCGCGUUGAUGAACUUAAUCAGGAAGCUAACAAAUUCAACAAGUAUCAGCAAUUGGUGAUCCGCCAGGAACAGGACAAGCAUCGCAUGCUGGCUAGGCACGCACAGGAAAAUGCGGCACGUAUCGCCAAGGGCGAACCUGCCCUACCGGAGGAAGAAGUCACGAAAUUGUACCGUCCGCUGCCGGUUCCACCCAGGCUGAACCCGAUGAUCGUGUCCGGUCAAAUCAACACCUACGCCCAGCACAUUUCCCAAUUCUGUUCCCAAUCGUUGGCCAAACUGUACAUGACUCAGGCCCUGCAGGGUGCCAAGGAUACCAAGAUGUAGAGUGGGAGCGGCUAGUGAAUGUGAGUGUUAUUUGAAAAUUUCAUAUUUGAUUGAACACAAACAAACAACCGAGAUAAAGUAAAAGGACAGUAUCUAAGAAAGAAUUCCGAGGACAAUAUUGAUAGUAGUGUGAAAGUGUAAAUUUUCGACACCCGGGGAAGUGGGAGUGUACCCGAAGAGAUAACUCUUCCGAAUAAAACGGAGUCAACCGGCAUUGGUCCUGCAGAACAUCGAAGGACGCAAUCGUA